AAGCAAACGACUUUAGUCCCAUCGGUUUGUUUCUUUGGUUUCGGUUAUAAAUUCGAACCGAAACGAAACGAACCGAACCGAACCCAACUCUUGAGCUUCUUAAUUUUAUAAAAGAUGAGACGAUAUUUGAUUUAUUCCGGAGAGUUUAGUAACACACUCCCCCUAAUGUUCUUCUUCUUCUUCUUACUUGCCUCUGCGCCGCGUUAUCUCUCAUCCUCUCCAUGAAUUCCUCCCAAGCUUGCUUCUUCCACUCUCCCCUUCGACCUAUCUCGCUUCCGCAACCCUCCUUUGGCUUCGUCUCUAAGCGGGACCCAUCUCUGUGCUAUCAACCAUUUCGAUCCAGAAGAUGCCUCACUACGAAUUUGAAUAUUUCAAGAACGAGAGAAACCUGUUUCUUACAUUUGAAUAGAAGAGAAAGGAAGAGUUUUUCUGUUAGUUAUUCCGAUAAGCACAUAAACGAAUCUAUUGGCAGCGAUGAGGUUCAUACAGAUGCUUUGGAUGUGGAGAUUGUUCCUCAGAGCUCUGUUUUGUCCAAAGCACUUCAGGAUAAUAAUAAUAGGCCAAAGUCUUUUAGGAACAGGUUUCUCGAUUUUGUCCGGAUAAGUUCAGUGCUGAAUACCGCAGCGGAGAGGUUCUUUAAGAGCGAGAUAAGGAGGAGGUUGUUUGUGACGGCUGUGUUGCUUGUACUUAGCCGCGUUGGGUAUUUUAUCCCUUUGCCUGGGUUUGACAGGAGGUUAAUACCUCAGGAUUAUCUUAGCUUUGUCUCAGGUUCUGUUGAGGAAUUGGGUGAGUUUGGAGCAGAGAUCAAGCUUUCUCUCUUCCAGCUUGGGCUGAGUCCACAGAUAAUAGCUUCCAUACUUAUGCAGGUGCUUUGUCACGUUCUUCCAUCAUUGGUGAAGCUAAGAAAGGAAGGCUUAGAUGGUCACGAGAAGAUCAAGAGUUACAUAUGGUGGCUAUCGUUUUUCUUUGCGAUAGUGGAAGGUAUAGUGGUGGCUUGCACCUCUCUCCAAUAUUCUGUUUUUGCAGCCACAGCUCAGGUCAAGCAUGUAAUGUUGACAGCAUCACUGCUAGUCUGCGGUGCAAUGACGAUGACUUGGCUGUGUGAUACGAUAUCAGAAUCUGGAUUUGGCCAUGGAUCAUCUCUAAUUAUUUGUGUGGGAAUAUUGACCGGCUACACAGAGACCUUACACAAGAUGCUUAAUCAAAUCUCAGGAAGUUUCACGAAUUGGUUGCCUUACUUGUUGGGCGUGCUGGGCAUUUUCACGGUAGUAACUAUGUUCGCGGUUGUUGUUACUGAGGGAUGCAGGAAGAUAAAGCUACAAUAUUAUGGCUUUAAACUUGCUUCUGCUUCGAGAGAAGGUUCUCCAAUAACAGAGGUGGAGCCAUACAUACCUUUUAACAUUAACCCAGCAGGGAUGCAGCCUGUUCUCACAACCACUUACCUCUUGGCAUUUCCCAGCAUUCUUGCAAGCAUUGUGGGUUCACCGUUCUUGUUACACGUGAAGGAGAUAUUAAACCCUGAAAGCACAGUUGGGGCACCGCCUUGGGUUUACUACUCAGUCUAUGCGUUUUUCGUGUUUCUCUUCAACAUCUUUGACAUUGCCAACUUGCCGAAGGAAAUAGCCGAUUACUUAAAUAAAAUGGGAGCUAGAAUACCAAACAUAAAGCCUGGGAAAGCCACAAUCGAGUACCUAACGAAGAUACAAGCAUCAACCAGAUUUUGGGGAGGUCUACUGUUGAGCUUUUUAGCAACAUCAUCCAGUGUACUUGACCACUAUCUACGCAGCAUCAAUCAAGGCUUUUCUAUCGGGUUUACAUCGGUUUUGAUCAUUGUUGGUUCCAUUAUUGAACUCAGAAGAUCUUACCAUGCCUACAAUGUAAUGCCGAGUUUGAGCAAAGCUUUGAAGAGGUAUGGUGUAUGAUGGGGAUUCAAGAAACGUGAGAGAUGAUUAUAUAUGUUUGUUGUUUAGAGUUUCUGUAACUUUUUCUUGUUUUAGAUUAGGUAGAUUAUUUGUAUUAUCAAAUUUCAGAUAUACAUUAGCAUCAUUGUCUUCAAACCAAGAAGAUUCAUAGACACAAGUGUCAAGUUUCAACUUUAUAUUUUGCCAAACAAUAAAGAUCAAUAGAGUUAUUAUUACUUUUA
Brassica rapa (field mustard) is the source of this 2143-nucleotide messenger RNA. RefSeq names its product preprotein translocase subunit SCY2, chloroplastic. The record is from RefSeq and is a predicted model, not a curated record. Gene Ontology annotation, biological process: protein transport. Lineage: Eukaryota; Viridiplantae; Streptophyta; Magnoliopsida; Brassicales; Brassicaceae. Gene Ontology annotation, cellular component: membrane.